Messenger RNA from Polychytrium aggregatum, 1772 nucleotides. RefSeq lists its product as uncharacterized. The record is from RefSeq and is a predicted model, not a curated record. Gene Ontology annotation, molecular function: lipid binding. The coding region runs from base 480 to 1643 and encodes 387 amino acids. NCBI's taxonomy places the organism in Eukaryota, Fungi, Chytridiomycota, Chytridiomycetes, Polychytriales. The transcript has a single exon.
GGCUGCUUCUGUCGUUCUCUCGCCGUCAUUUCGCAGCCUCCAUCUGCCCGGCUCGCACUCACCUGUGCAGUCCUUGACAUUAACGCAUCCGCUCCUCCCUGUCCCUCCGCUCGCUCUCGUUUCCCUUCUCCUCGUGCAUCCAUCUGUCCACGCUCGGCGCCGCAUCGGCAAACCCCGCCGUCUCAGUCUUUGCAAAAGCCGGCCCAUCCCGUCCAUCCCGUCCAUCCCGUCCAUCCCGUCCAUCCCGUCCAGUCCAUCCCGUCCAUCCCGUCCAUCCCGUCCAUCCAGCCCAGCCCGAGUCCAAGAAGCCUUUGGAUCCACUCGACGCUCAAUCCGCAGCAAGCGACGCCACCGAAACCUCGUCCGUCUGCACCCUCUCAAGCGACUCGCCCCCGGCAAGCACCCAACGUUCCCAAGACACCGAAUCGCCCGAAUCCCGCGAGCCACCUGCCCACCCGCCAAACGACACACCCGCCAACAUGAGCCUGCCGGCCAAGUACGAGACGCAGAUCCAGGAGAUGAAGAGACUGUUCCUGGAGUUUGCCGAGCAGGAGGAUCCGAAGCUGUGGACGCUGGUGGCCACCCAAAAGGAGCACCCGCAGCUCGAGGUCUACAAGUAUAACCGCGCCGACAACUGCUUCAAGGUUAUCGCCUACGUCCAGGCAAGCACCGAGACGGCGUUCAACAUGCUCGCAGACAUCCAAGUCCGGAGUCAAUGGGACGAGAUGUGCAUCGAUGCGGGCAUCAUCGAGAACUUGGGUCCCGACUCGCGCAUCCAGUUCAUGACGACCAAGGGCAUUUGGCCAGUCUCGUCGCGGGACGCUCUGGUGCUGGCUCAUGUCGAGGACCUGGGUGACGGACGGUACCUUAACGUCACGCAGUCGACCGAACACGACGGCUUCCCGGAUCAAGCGGGGAUCAUCCGGAUGCACUGCCAGAUUGCCGGGCAGAUUGUCGGGCCGGUGGAUGCGACCGAGAUGAUGGCCCGGGGAUUCGUGCCCCCGAGCGUUGGCGAGAAGAUGUGCAAGGUGAUUCAAGUGGCCGACGGCAACCUCAAGGGCUGGAUCCCGGCCUCGGUGAUCAGCUUUGUGGCUACACAGGCAGUGCCCAUGAGCAUCAAGACCCUGAACAAGAUCCUGAUCCAGAAGGAAGCUGAGAAGAAGCAGGAGAAGGGCAAGGGCAGGGUAUCGGAGCCAGCAGAGUCUGCACUCCUGUCGGCCCCAGCCAAGCAGGGCCGAGCACCGUCAUCGCCACGCCCGUCGGCAGCGCCCAAGGUCGAGUCGAGCAAGCCAGAGCCAGUCCGGACGGACGACGGAGCCCUGGCAAAGGCCGGGCUCAGCGGCGUCCCAGAAGCAGCCGGGGCACCGUCGUCCAGCCGAGUGCCUCGCAAUGCUUCGUUCCAACAGAUAUCCAGCUCGACGACGACGACGACGACGACGACAACGACGCCGAUCAAGAUGGGCCCGAUCGCCGUGGUAACCUCGACCGGCCGUUCACAGUUUUCGCUGUCGCGCUACAUCGUUGGGUUUGUGGGUCGUUUGCGGAUGGUACUGGACUGGGGGUCGCCAUUCAUGGUUGCGAUCAUGUUUACUGUGUUUGUGUGGAGAAGCAUUCGCAAGGGCCGUGGCUAUAGAUCGUCUUGAUGGCGAUGUGGACGCAUGGACUCGAUUCACGGGCCAAUCUUGCAGGACAGACUCCUGCAGCUCACCCAGAAGACCCAAAGCGAAUGCAGUCCGAGAAAUGGAUCCUGAAUACACUGUUUCGAAACGAAA